AUCUUUAGGUCCAUAGGUCAGGUGAGUGAUACAGGGCCUUUAGGGCCCUCUUGUUUAAAGGUACAGCAUUGAAAUUUGGAUGACAUGUACAGUUUUGCACACCGAUCUUAGAAUGGCUUGAGUGACCAUGAAUGUGACCUACUGACCUACUUUCUUCAGGAUUACAGUUACAUGGCAUAUAGAUAUGAUGGCAGUUUAGAUGGUGUUAACAACAGCAAUACAAGUUACACAUUUAGCUGGAAGAUGACUUAUCAGUAACAAAAAGUUGAAUUAACCAGCCAAUUAGGAUGUCUGAAUACGAGCAAAUUCUGCGGCAGUUGGGAUCCUUCGGUCCUUACCAGCGCCGAGCAUUUAUCCUGGUGAGCAUGUUUGAAACACCGCUGGCAUGGGCAAUGUUGACUCCAAUACUACUUAACUACAGACCAGACUGGCACUGCACUGACUGGACAUCAUUACAGAACGGGUUGAUAGCUGAUAACUACACAGAUAUUGAUGCUUCUUAUAUACGGCAAAUAGAUAGCAAAGAUGAACUGCAGACAUUCCUACAUUUAAUAGAUUUCAAGGGAAAUUUGACGAUUAACCAGACCACAAACACGUGUCCAAAUGGUAAAAUAUGUCCAGGCAUUGAAUUUGAUGGAGUAAAGUCUAUAGUUUCCACGUGGAAGCUGGUAUGUGACCAGGAGAUAGUUGGAGAUAUAAUCACAUCCAUACAGAUGGCUGGUGUUCUCAUAGGUGCCGUACUGACUGGGCAGUUAGCGGAUCUCUUUGGACGACGUCAUAUUCUAUUUAUAGAACAUGCUAUUCUAGUCAUUAUGUGGUUCUGUAGUGCAUUUGCUUCAAGUUGGAUGGUGUAUGCUGGACUCAGGUUUAUAAUUGGUGCUUUAAUUGGAGGUGUACUGGUUGUUAAUUUUGUGUUACCACUUGAACUUGUCACGCCAGAAUGGAGGACAUUUUGUGGUUGUAUAGGCCUGUGGGCAGUGGGGCUGAUGGCGUUAGCAGGAUGGGGGUACUAUAUACGUGACUGGCAGUAUCUUGUUAUUUGCACAUCAUCAGCUAGCAUGUUUAUCCUUCUCUCAUGGUGGUUUGUACCAGAGAGUCCAAGGUGGCUGCUCAGUAGAGGGCGUGUGAAAAAAGCAGAGAGAAUAUUGACAGAUAUGGCAAUUUAUAACAAUAAACCAGUGCCAGAUUUUAGUAAACUACGACAGUAUUCUGAGAGUGAAAUGCAGGCCAAACAGCAACAGGUGAAGUACAGUUACUGGCAUCUUUGUAGCUCCUGGAAACUUACCAAAAACUCUCUUAUUCUUAUGUAUGGAUGGUUUGUAUCCAGUGCUGUUUAUUAUGGUAUGAAUUUCAACACGAAGAACCUCACAGGGGACCUGUAUUUGAAUAUAUUUUUUUCUGGGCUGGUAGAGAUACCAGCACUAGUGUUUGUUGUUCUAGUCCAUAACAAAUUGGGUCGCCGCCUCACUGUGUCUAUUCUGAUGACUUCAGCGGGCGUGUUCUCAUUUGCAAUUCUCAUUUUACAUCUUGCAGGUAAAUUAGAGGAGUUAUCAACAUUAACAGUUGUGUUUGCAAUGAUUGGUAAAGCAGGGAUAUCUGGCGGCUGGGCAGCUCUUCAAGUCUUCUCAGCGGAAAUAUUCCCCACUGUAGUCAGGAAUAUAGGUGUAGGCGCAUGUUCUUUCAGUGCCAGAAUAGGUGCCAUUGUUGCUCCACAGAUUGUUUACUUGGGUGCUAAGAAUGAUGCAGCUCCCCUACCAUUUACAGUAUUUGGAACUGUAGCAUUGAUAUGUGGUGGAUUGGUUUGGUUGCUACCAGAAACAAGAGGUGUACCUUUACCAGAUGAACUCGUAAUAAAUGUACGACGACCCAGUCAAGCAGGUAUAGAGGAUAACACGUUAAAUGGAAACAGUCAUGAAACUAUACCACUGAAAGCUGUCGAUACUAAAAAUGGAGAAAUAACACAAGAAGUUGCCUGAAUGAACAAAACAGUGCACCAGAAGGAUCUCAUGCCAUAUAUAUCAAAUGUUUUAUUUCUUAGAUGAGACUGCUGCUCCUAGACAAGUUUGAUACUAUAAUAAGCAAGUGCUCCCUGUAUGCUACAAUCACUGCCAUCUCAAGUAGGUGUCUAAUAGCAGACAUUUCUCACUUGAUAGAAGACAUUUAUGACAUUUGAUAGCAGACAUUUGAUAGACAUUUGUAACUUGAUAGAAGACAUUUGAUAGCGGACAUUUGUGACAUGUGAUAGUACACAAUUAUGAUGUUUGAUAGUAGACCUUUGUUACUUUUGAUAGUACACAUUUGUGACAUUUGAUAGUGGACAAAGUUUUUGAAGAAUUAACAUGAAGAUGGAUUAUCAUACAAAUGUUGUUAGGUUUUGCAAAGUUGCCAGACUGUUUAGACAUGUCUGCCAAAUUUGAAGCAGGCUGGUCACUUUUUGAGGUCCUGAAUCUGGUAUCUGACAUUAACAUAACCUUCACUUCAUUCGGAAACAUAAGCCAGCCUUCAUUUUCCUUCUCCAAAAUGUUGAAAUUAAUUAUCAUUAUCACAUGUGUUGGUCAUUCCCAUAGUAACAUUUUUCACUCAGUUUUGCUCGCUCAAUACCUACAAAGUUGUGCCUAGCUCAGGAAUAUAAAGCUUGUCCAGUUAUAUGCAAUAUUAAAUUCCUUCUGAAUGUCAAUAUAUAUAGAGGAUAUUUGUUUGUUUCAGUGUAAUAUUGAAAUAUCUUACAGGAGUGAACACCAGAUGCAAUAUUUUCAGGAGUGGUUUAUCCACGAGUGAAAAUGUAAGAAUGAAUAUUUUUAUCUUACAUGUAAAACAAACAAGUGUUCUUCUUAUUUCAUGUUUUGACAAAAUUUACGAGUUUUCUAGUUUCUUACCUGUAAAAAACUUUUUAAAAGUAUAUUUGAUAUUUUCCACUGUGGAAGUUCCAGAUAUAUUUCACACUAAUAUUUUGAUAUUUCACACAUGUAAUAAACAAAAAUUUUUUACCAGAUAGGCCAUCAGUUUCCCUUCACCAUCAAAGCUGGAAAGUCGCCAUAUGACCUGAAUUUUGUUGGUGCAACGUUAAAGGCACUGACCUCCAGAUUUGGCUAAAAAAUAAUCUUUCUUUCAAAUUGAAGUUUGGUCAUAUUAUAUUAUGAACAUUAGAAUAUGAAUUUUUGUUUCUAAAAUAUUUUAAAAAUUCAAAAUCAAGAAAAAAAGAUGACCGCGUCGGGAAUCGAACCCCGGAGCGCCACGGCAAUAAAGACAUUUUCCCGUCGUCAUAACCAGUAGCGCUAUAGCUGAAGUACAAGUAGUACUUCAAAAUAUAGAUGUUUAUAUUCGAGACAGUUUACCUGGAGUAAAAGCGUGACAAACGCUUUUCGAUUAUCGUCGUAAAAAGUAGUAAAAACAGCAAAUUUUCAUGAGUUUCCGUAACAUAGUUUGUCAGUAAUUAAGUUUUAAAGCCUUCUUAAGAAAUAUAUCAUUUAUUUCAAGAUAUUGAAAAAAACAAAACUUUUUUUUUGUUGUCGAACGAUCUAGAGGCCAGUUGCUUUUAACCCAGCAACAAUGAUUUUCAUUGUAAGUGAGAACUUGUGUUAAAACUAUAUGCCUGGAAAAUCUAGCUGUUUUGGCACACAAUGAUUGUUAUGGACACCUUCCUGUAAGUUCCAUUUCAGUUUGAAACCAAUUUUAAUGCAAGGAUUAUUGCAUGUUGACGCUUCUAAAGACAGUUUUAUGUAAAGAUAUCAAAACUCUACUUUUUUCAUGUGGACAAUAAAAUUUAAAUGCAAGUUCAUAUUGUUUCAUUGAAAAUCUCCUGUAUCAGUUUUGGUCACUUUUCAGAAGAUGCAAAAACCUGAAAUAUUUUUUUUUAUUAUCAGAAAAAAAGAGGGGAAAAAAAAAAAAAUUCAAAUAUUUUCACAUGAUCAGUUUGCUUGGUAUUUAUACAGAUGGUGAUAUGAAAUGAAUGUACUUCCUUUCUUUAAAAGUCUCUGAAGACAGUUUUGGUAGCUUCUGGAUACUUGCAGAAAAAAUGUUUUCCAUUUUCCAUGGCUUUUAAAGCAGAAAAAAACAACAACAGAAAAUAGAAGGUUCAAGAUAUUUCCUCUUGAUUAUUCAGCUAGUUUCCUAUUGGUUAUCCGCUAUAAUAUAUAGACAAUUAAAAAAGAUUAUACAGUUGAAUGCGGAAAUAAAAGUUUUCAAGCAAAAAACUGACGUAAUUUUGUUCUUUGAAGUACUGGGAUGAUUAUGUCAUUUCAUAUUUUUUCUGAAUAUUUUAUGAAAGUGUACAUCCAUGUAGAGAUUGUUUUUUUAUUUCAUUUUAUAGAAAUCAUAUUACAUUGCAAUAUUGAGAGAAAAAACUUCUUAUUGUCAAAAUGAAUUUACCUUUCUUUGCUCAUCUGAUUUUGAUAUAUUAUGUAUAUACUCUUGUUGGCUUUGGUACUGGUAAAGGUUUUCGGUUAAGUCCACUUUUCCUCAAAAGAGCUUAUAGCUUUAAAACUUUUUUUAGAUUUUUUCUCUAUGAAAAAUCAGUGCUCUUGUUAUUGUGUAAAUGUGUAUAGUAUUGAAAAGUGACAGACCACAUUAAUUUUGCUGAUACAAGGAACAGCUAUUUGUGUCUUAGAUGUUGUCCUCUUUCAUUUGGGCAUUCAUGAAAUCAUGGGCAUUUAUGAAAUCUGAUGAGCAUUCAUAAAAUCAUGAAGAUAUUUUUGUUACCUUUAUUAGGUAAGAUACAAUUUCUCUCAUGGUUUUGCUAAUAUAAUAAAUAUAUGACAGAAUCCUCAUUUAGGCAGAAAUUGUACUUUAAAUUAUAUUGAUAUCUACUAGGAUUUUACCUGGUUUAUUUGUAAGGAUUUAUCUCACCAGUGACUGGUUAGGAUUUUACCUGGCCUGUGAUGGGUAAGGGUGAUUGCUUUGGAAUUUUCCUGACCAGUGAUUGGUUUGGAAUUUUCCUGGCCCGUGAUUGCUUUGGAAUUUUCUUGACCAGUGAUUGGUUUGGAAUUUUCCUGGCCCAUGAUUGGUUUGGAAUUUUCCUGACUAGUGAUUGCUUUGGAAUUUUCCUGACCAGGGAUUGGUUUGGAAUUUUCCUGGCCCGUGAUUGGUUUGGAAUUUUCCUGGCCAGUGAUUGGUUGGGAUAAUACUUGGCACAUGAUGAGUUAGAAUUUUACUUAAGGGUUAGAGUAACCUGGCCAGAUUUAGAAAAGGAAUGAACAUAUUACUUCCUGAAUCAGAGAGCAAAUUUUAUUGGAAAAUCUCCACACUUGUUGCAUUUUGUGUUUUUGAAGGGGAUGAAAACCAAGAUUUAAUUGUUAAUAUAUACUGUUUUGUAUACUUUUUUUGCAUAGUUUUCUCUUUCUAUUGCUUCAUUUAUGGUUGUUGAGGAUAGUUUUGUGUCUUAGAUUUGACUGUUUGUUUAAAUAUAAGUUUUAUUUUUCAGUGUAACUUUAACAGUUUGUGUAGAUAUUUUUUGUUUCCAUUUUAUUGUUUGUCUUAACUGAUAAACUGUUUUAUAUAUGCAUUAUGACUAUCAUGAUUUUAAGGAGCUUAAACCUUUUAUAUCUCUCUUACAGGAAGAGUAGGUAUAUUGUUUUGCUGAUGUUGGUCAGUCAGUUCAUAAAUCAUUUGGUUGGUUGGUCAGUUUGUUGCUAGACCAUUUCGUCGUUCAGUCAGUCCGUUGCUAGAACACUUGGUCGGUCAGUCCGUUGCUAGACUUGUUUUGUCUGUCGGUCAGUUCUUUGCUAGAUCAUUUAGUUUUGGAUAAAUGGCAAACACUCUGGCCUAUGUAGUAUGAUUUAUUUCUGCAGGUCAGCAGAUGACCCCUUUACCUUUAGGGGGGUUAGUAUGUCCACAAUCCAGGUGAAGAACCUUGAACAUGAAACUACAUGUAUUGCCAAUCAAUAAAUGCAGAAUGCUAGGCUUUCUCUUACUCGAGGGAGAGUGUGGAAUUGAAAACUGUGUGUCAGCCACUCUGUCCCUGGGUUGAAAAACACAUAUGCCUUACUGAAGCAGUCAUGUAAGAUCAUUUUUCUUGCCUACCAUUAAUAUUAUUUUACACAUUUUUAAUGAUUCUUCCUUCGAAAGGCUGUCAUUGGUAGCAUAUGUAUUUUACAAACUACUCUUGAUUGAAUUUUAGUUUGUUUUGAUAACAUUUUGUUACAUAUUUCUUCAACAAUUAUUUUGUAUCUACUGUUAAAUGAUUUUUAAGUUUCAGUAGAACUGAACAGUGCCUGUAGAAGUUUUGUUUGUUUUCUGGGAACUAAAAUUUAGAAGUGUGGCCUUUAUAGGAACAACAGUUGUAAAUGACUAUCUUGGAUCUUAUUUAUAAAGUAAACAGUCUUCUGGAAGAUGAAAGUUACUAACCUUAUGUUCAUAAAUGACUUUUAAACCAAAAAAAAAAAAAAAAAAAACACCAAGAAAAGUAGGGGUCAUAUGUAUUUUAAGAGAGAUUUUGUUUGACAUGUCAGCACUAUAGAAUAUCUUCCAAACAGACAGCUAAAAUAUUUUAUCAAAAUUAUUCCACUUUUUGCCUAGAAAAUACAGCAAAAAUGUUGAUUUCUUAAAACAUUCUCUGGAACUAUUUAAGAUAAUGGCCUGAACUGCAAAAUAGGUAGAAAGAAUCAUAAGGCAAGUUCAUGUCCAAAGUCCCAUAAUUUUGACGAAAUUAGUUCCAUUUAUGCACUUUGAAAAUGUCUUUAAAGGGCAAUUUCAUUUAAUAAAACCUAUGCAUCUUCACUUAAUGUGGAGUCAUAAUGCAAUAAUACACAUUUCAAGUUCCAUAUGAACACUGUUUUUUUUACUUGACAAAAUGACUACCCCUUUUGAACUUUCAAGGCGGGUAUUGGCAAAAUCACUGUUUUCCUUAUAUAGCUCUGAAUUAAAAAAUGUCCUUCAAGUGAAUUUUGCUUUAGUAAAACUUAUGCAUCUUUUAUAAUGCAAUAAUACACACCUUACGUUUUAUUUUUUAAAAUUUGAGACUUUCAAGGCGACUUUUGCAAAAUAAUUGUUUUCCUGAAAUAUCUCUGAAAGAAGUUUAGGUAUUUCGUUGGAAUUUUACAUAAACCUAUUGACUCAUGAGGAAGUUGGAAAAACAAGUCCCAUAGCUCUUAAAGUGUUUUAUAUGAACGUGUCUGCCUUUGUAAUUGUAUCAAGUUUUUCACAGUUUUGAUAUAUAAGAGAAUGCCAUUAAAUCUACUGAAGGGUAUUGUAACAUGAAAGACAGACUAACCAUAACUCUGCCCUGAACACUCAUAAAGCCUUCUCCAUUUCUGCACCUUUUUUCAGAAUUAAGUGAAUAAGUUUGACUACAAAAUUAAUGUACUGAAGGAAAUGCCGUUUUCAAGGGCAGAUAACUCUUUCAAUACUGGUGACCUCUUCACUUUUAUUGCAUAUCUUUGAUUUUUAGAUGAUUGUUCUUCAAUAUCCAAAAAUCUGCCCUGAAUAAUGAUAAAGUUAUCUGCCCUUUUACAGUGCUUUUCAGCAAUUUUAAAGCAGUAAACAACUAACUCUUCCUUGAAUAGAGAUAAAAUUAUUUCCCCCAGAUUGAAUAUAAAUGGUGUAGUGAGUGGUAGUGAGUUUUACUUUUUACCAAUAUAAUCUUGUCUAAAAAGACUUUUAGAGGAGGUAUUAAUCACAUUUAGUGAUAGUUCUAGUUUCUUCCCGCCAUGAUCUAACUAGCACAGAAGUGCUGCUUGAUUACCUAAUAAGUACCUUUAAGGUUAAUUUUAUUUACUGUUACUUUGUGAAACAAUUAUUAUUAAGCUCUGUAGAGCUUUCGAGUGACCCUAUUUAAGAACAAUUAAAGCCAAUUAUACCUUACCCCCAGCAAUUUGCUGGUACCCAAUUACACCUUCUAUACACAGGGUAAAAUGUUGUUUUACUAUAGACUGGCAACUAAUAGUGAGAAAAUUUCCGGGCCUGUAUCCUUUUCAGUAUUUAAUGCAUUUCAGUAUCGGUGAUAUCUGACUUGCAGAAAAAAUACCAUCUCCUCUCUGUUUAAGUUUUGCAGGUUAGGGGUUUGACCAUUUUUGUGGUAAAAUAUACAGAUUUUAACAUUUUUAUGGUAAAAUAUACCAGUUUGAACAUUUAAUGAUAAAAUGUAAUGUGGUAAAAUAUAAAUGUUUUUGAAGAAUCCACUUAGUUUUAUGAGUAUCAAGUGUUACCAUCCCUUCGGGGGAUGAUACAGGGUCGGACAAUUAGGAACUUGUAUUAAAUUUUGAGGUUGCAAAGCAUGUUUACAUGGUCUUUAAAGCUAUUUAUUGUCAUUUGAGAUUUUCAAAAAAAAUUCUUGGUUUCCAUAAAUUGAAAUAAAAUUUAUAUCAGAUACUGGGAAACAUAAAAGAAGUUGAACUUUGUAUUUAAUUUAAAUAUUAGUGUCCGCAAAAAAAAUGUAGGACGAUUUUCUUUAUCUAUCACAAGUGUUCCUAUUUACUUUUGAACAUACAUUUUGUCUUUUAUAAGGAUGUUUUGGAAAAUAUGCCAUGUUUUUAACAAAGACCUCUUUUACAAUAUUAAAAAUGUUCGUUUUUGGGAGAAACAUUUUUACCAGAAGUGUGAAAGUAUUGAUGAAAUGUUGUAUAUCUCAGUUAAAACUUAGAACAAUGUGGAAGGAAUGUGUCGGAAUUUUAGUAUCAUUUUAUUUGAUGUUGAGAAAUAUCAAUCUGUUAUCAUGGUUAUCACUGGCCUAGUUUCGAUCACUUACUGUUGUAACUCUAGUUUAACUAUUGUGCCAUAGAACUGCCUCUAGUUAAAGGAUAUAUCAUGUAACUCUCUUAUCUGUAGUUUUAAAAAAAGCAGGCAAGCUUUGUUCCUCUAGUUUCAAAAUGGCCGAGAAAGGUUUACCCUUAUCAUGCUGGACUCGAUUGGUUCUGCCUUCAUGAUCAGCACUGUUUGCUAUUCAGUCAGUAUCUUUUUGGUAGGCACCCCUUUUAACAGUUAAUGGUGCUGUCCAAAUUCAAAGAUGGACAAGUCCAUUAUAGAAAUUUAGCAGGGUAAGGGUUAAGAAAUAUUGAUGGGGCUGUGCAGACUCACUUUCUGUUUCUUACUACACUAGUUCUACAAUAGUAGGUGAUCAAACUAGGCCACAGUAUUUAAUAUAAAGUUGUUACCAUUUUCUCGAUAUAUACCUGUUGUAUAAAUUGUGAUAUUAUUUUUGACAAUAUAUAUAAAUAACCCAAACAGA
Molecule: messenger RNA, 9160 nt
Organism: Mercenaria mercenaria
Lineage: Eukaryota; Metazoa; Mollusca; Bivalvia; Venerida; Veneridae
Product: organic cation transporter protein-like
Exons: 12
Coding region: 288-1976 (562 amino acids)
Biological process (GO): transmembrane transport
Cellular component (GO): membrane
Molecular function (GO): transmembrane transporter activity
Source: RefSeq, a predicted model, not a curated record